GUUUGGACAUCUAAGCGUGGCUCACAUCUUGCUGGAGAACGGUGCUGAUCUCAAUGCACAGAAUAAGUUGGGAGCCAGCGUCCUCACAAUGGCCUCCAGAGGUGGCCACGUCAGUAUGGUGAAGUUGUUGCUGGAAUCUGGAGCUUUUGUAGACAAUUAUGACCAUUUUAGCACGAGUGUACUUAACAGCUGCAGAGACGACCUUCCCGAUAUCACUCCACUAAUGGCAGCUGCUCAGCAUGGACAUGAGGCAGUGGUACAUCUGUUACUAGACUGGGGAGCUGAUUGUAAUUAUACUGUGAAGACUAUGGGAUGGAGUCCUUUAAUGCUGGCAGCUGUUAGUGGAAAGGUCAGCUUGGCACAGCAGCUCAUGGAGAAAGGUGCCAAUCCUGAUCACCUGAAUGUACUACACAAAACACCUUUUGAAAUCUCUGUGGGCUUCAAACACAAAGACAUGAAGGACUACCUGGAAUCUCUCACAACAAUCAGACCUCAGGCAG
Messenger RNA from Eurypyga helias (sunbittern), 500 nucleotides. Its product is annotated as ankyrin repeat and SAM domain-containing protein 6-like. The transcript has a single exon. Gene Ontology annotation, biological process: innate immune response. The record is from RefSeq and is a predicted model, not a curated record. The annotation marks the transcript as partial. Gene Ontology annotation, cellular component: cytoplasm. NCBI's taxonomy places the organism in Eukaryota, Metazoa, Chordata, Aves, Eurypygiformes, Eurypygidae. Gene Ontology annotation, molecular function: protein binding.